Rattus norvegicus (Norway rat) is the source of this 7883-nucleotide messenger RNA. Lineage: Eukaryota; Metazoa; Chordata; Mammalia; Rodentia; Muridae. The record is from RefSeq and is a predicted model, not a curated record.
AUGCCUCCCAUCCCCAGCUCUAGAAGCCCCCCACCUCCCACCUCCAGCAGAGAUCCCUACGGCCAGCGCCUUCGCUCCCGCCCAAUCCGGGAGCUCCGCAGGGCGCGGCUGCCGGUGGGCUCGGGUGCGCUGGGGCGGGGUCCGCCCUCCCGACCUCCCCAUCUUCCUCCCCACCCCCAGCCCAAAAAGGAGGGGGAGGGGUCCCAAAGCCUCACCUACGGCUCCGCCCCUCCCCAGGGGCACUCUGCCCUGCCCAGCCAGGGCCGGGAGCGCAGAGCCCGGUCGGAAACGACAAAUGCCUCGGCGCCUGCGACCGCCGGGCAGUUCGAGGUUCCGCCUGACGCGAGAGCGGCUGCCGACUCGGCCGCCUUACUCUCCUCAGGGCCGCCGCUGCCGCUGCCGUUGCUGCUUCUGCUUCCCGGACAGCCUGCUGCCGACACUACCACAGCCGCCACCACUGCCGCCGCCGCCACAGCCACAGCACGACCGGCGCCCGCGACGUCACUACGCCCCGCCCCCCGCGCACACCUAGCCCCGCCCCCUGUCGCCCGCGCGGCGCCCUUGCCCCGCCUCUCGCUCUCGCGGGCCGCUGGGCUUUCCCUCUUCCCACUGGGAAGCGCCCCGCGACGCGGCUCAACGGGACCGCGCCGCAGGAUCGAGAAGUGCGGCACUUCGAGGCCGCUAAGAUUCUCAAAGUAUUCUCUUCCAAAAUGCACUUGGAUCAUCACAGUUCCUUGGGCACGCUGAAUGGAAUCCCCUUCAGUGCAUCUAACAUGACAACCAAUUGUUAGAGUGUGCAACCGCCAGAGAAGAAUCUUCAGAUAUUUCAUUUCUGGAGCUGGGAAGAUGGCUUAGUGCAUAAGAUCAUUUGCUCUGCAGGCAUAAGUUUGAAUCCCCAGCACCCUCAUAAACCCAGGCAUGGCUUCAAGUAUCAAACACCAGCACUAGGGAGGGAAGACAGGUUGAUCCCAGGCAAAAGAUGAACUUCUGAUUCAGUGAAAGACCCUGUCUCAAGGCAACAAGGCAGAGAGCAAUAGAGGAAGACACCUGAUGUCAUACUCUGGCCAUUCUUCAUGGACCAUCUUUCCAGACCCUUCUCUGUAUAGUAAGUAAAGAAGAGCUUGCCUUGCUAUAGGUGUCUCUGUUGGGGUUUCUGUUUGUCUGUUUGAUGCAUGCUCCAGGUUGUCCUGGAGUUCAUCAGAGUAGCUGGUCCGGUCUCCCAGAUUGCAAGCAGGCGACACUACAUGUGGCACUCUCCUCAGGAUUUGAAUGUGCUUGGCCCCUGGCCCCCUUCCUCUUCUCCAGUUUCUCUCCUUUGGAAUGAAGGUAUCUGUCCUGUGUGUGCCCCACUUUGUAUCCUGGAAACAUGUGACUCAUCUGCUUCUUAGCUUGAGAGAAUCUCGCCUCAGGACGGCCCAUCUCAAGUAUCACCCAUAUAUAAUUUAGAUAAUAUACACACAGGACGCUUCUUAUCUGAAGUGCUGGGACCAGAAGUGAAUCAGUUUUUCAAUUUGGGGGUGGAAGUAGAUAGAGAGAUACACUUGAGGUAUCUUGAGGACAGAACUCAACUCGAAGCAUAAAGUUAAUUUAUCUCAUAUAAACCUUUUUCAGCAAAUAUAUCCUGACAGGCAUGCCAUGCAAUAGUUUUUUUGGUUAGUUGGUUUGAUUUGGUUUUGGUUUUUCAAAACAGGAUUUCUCUGUGUAGCCGUGGUUUACUUUGUAAACCAGGCUAGCCUCAAACCCAGAGAUCAGUCUGACUCACCCUCCCAAGUGCUAGGAUUAAAGGCAUACACUGCCACCUCUGGCUCAUGCAGUAGUUUUAAUUUGCGUUUAAAGCAGGGUUUUAUAAUGUGAAAGUUUCCACCUUUCAGCUUUUGCAACAUUCCACGUUUUUUAUUAAGGACAUUUCACCUCUCUUUAUUUUGUUUGUUUUUGUUUGGGGAAUUUUUAUUAGAUGCCCCCCUGCCCAGGUGGGAAUCUCACUGUAUUACCUAAACUGUUCUUGAACCAGUUUCAAAUGAUACCCUACAAACCCCGAGCCUCCUAAGUGCUGGAACUGCUUGUGACACCCCAUUAACCUGUGUUUAGUUAGAUCAGAUUGUGAAUUUAGGGUUCAUGUGGAUGUAAAUGGUCUCUUGGGAUAAAUAGGAUGCAUUUUUAAGUCACAGCAGACAUAAAUCUGAGUGGUCUGGAGACAAAGUUAUGCCGGUCGAGUUAAGUUUUUGAAAUUAUAAUCCUCAAAGAGGUCAUCUUCAGUCUGUGGCAUGGCAGCACUAACCAACUAAUAAAAAAGUCAAGAAGCCUGACUAUAAUAGCCUAUGUCUAUAGUUCAAGCACCUGAAGGCUGAAAUUUGAGCAUGAAGUCAACUUGUACCAUGUAAUCUCAAAAUGAAGUAAAAAGAAGCCGGGAAGUGCCUAAGACAUAUAAAGGGGGAACGUGGAUUUGAGAAAACAGUUUGUAAACCAUAGCUCUUCCAUAUCUAGAAGUCAGUAAUACAGACAAUCCACAUUUAAACUGAGGAGAGAAUCUGACUAGCUACUUCUCCAAAGAUAUCCAGAGAGCCAAAAGAACGUGAGAAGUCACUUGACACAUCAGUCAGAAUUCAUUACAGGCCAGCCAGAGAUGGAAAAAAAAAGACAGUCUCGGCACUCAGGCGGCCAAAGUGGCAAGGGUGCCAUGAGUUUGAAUCCAGCUCAAGCUACAGAGUGAGACUCAGUUUCCAGAGCAGUAGAGGAUGUAGCUCGGUGGCGGUGUUUAUCCCAAAAAUGGGAGGAGAAAGGCCACAGAACAAAAUCAUGGCCAAAUUCACUAAAGCAAGCUGUUUUAUUUGUGUACAGGGGCUGCCUUCCCUGCCCCCCAAGGCAGGGUUUAAGAGGUCAGCAAUGAAUGUGAAGGAAAGGCUUGUUUUCAUAGCUCAGCAGUAGAAGGUUCCUAAAACAGGCAGAGCUACGGGAGCAGAACAUUAUAACAAGUCAGUCCUAACGGCCUCCUGAAACAGACAUGGUAGUCACAACAACAGGUCAUCAGAACAGGUUGUCGUAGGUGGUCACAGAACCUUUUGAAACAAAAGUAGGAUGUUUUUGAAACAAAGGCAUGAUUGCUAUUUCUGGAGCAGGCAGUAUAGAACCUGUUAAGGUUACAGGUGGGACAUAGCCCAGUCCUCAAGAAACAAGCUUAAUCAUAAACAGGAGCGAACCUAGUUUGUUUUUCUCUAUAAGAUGGCUUUUGAACCUAAGUUGGAGGAAGGUGCUUGUUACCAACCUGAUAAGCUGAGUUCAGUCCCCAGGACCCACAUGGGGAAGGAGAGAGCCAGCUCUUUAAAGUUGUCCUCUGACUUCAAGCGCUUCCUGUGCCAUGUGUCCACACAUAUGCGCAGCAUAAAUAAGUAUAAUAAAUACUUAAAAGAAUCACUGAUCCAGCUGGAGAGAUGGCUCAGCAGUUUAGAGUGGUGACUGCUCUUCUAGGGGCCCCGGGUUCAAUUCCCAGCAUCACCAUGGUUGUUCACAACCAAUGUAACUCCAGUUCCAGAGGAUUAGUCCUCACACAGAGACACCUGAGGUGAAACAUCAAUGCACAGAAAAUAAAAAUAAAUAAAUCAUUAAAAAAAGAAUUACCAAUCUUUAAAAGUUAAGUUACAUUAGCUACAUCAAAGAGCAAGUGCUGUAGAGGGUUAGCUAAAGAAGGCAUCUCAAAUGGUGAACAGAAAUAAAAUGGUACUCUCGGCUACUGUGGCUCCUAAGACGGGCAAGAUCCGCUCGCUAACCUGGGCAACUUAGACCCUUUCCUAAAAUAAAAAGUAAGAAUUGGGCUGGAAAUUUAGCGAGUGGUAGGAUGUUUGCCUCAAAUGCACUGGAGCCCAGACUCAAUAAGUACCACAAAAAAUUAUCUUUAUCAGUUGUCAUUCGUUGGGUUGCUAUAAAUGCCACAGACUCUCGGAUGGCUUAAAAGAACAGAAAUUUACUGCUCCACAGCUCUGGGCAGAGGAACUAGCUCAAUGGAUUGAUUAGAACACCUGAAACCCUGGGUUCAGUCCCUAGUUCUUCAAACCUCAGAACAGUUCUGAAGUAUUGAGAGCCCUCUGAAACCUGUAGAGGAGCCUUCCUGCCUUUUCCUGGCUUCUGAGGAUUCCCUAGAGAUUCUUGGCAUUCCUUGACUUGCAGUUGCUGAUGUCAGCCUCUGCCUCCUUCCUCACUUGCAUUCUCCCUCUGGUUGUUGAAUGUCUUCUGUGUUUGUUUUGAAAAAGGGUCUGACUGUGUUGCCCAGACCAGCCCUUGAAUGCCUAUGCUCAAAUAAUCUUCACACCUCAACCUCCCAAAAAGCAGGACCUACAGAUGUGGCCUGCUGCCUGCUGCCUGCUGCCUGCUGCCUGCUGCCUGCUGCCUGCUGCCUGCUGCCUGCUGCCUGCUGCCUGCUGCCUGCUGCCUGGUUUCUUCUCUUUUUAUAAAUACCUCCUGUGUGAGUCCAGACUCACCCUCUCACCCUGCUCUAGCAACAUGCUGUCUUUUUGUGAUCUAUCCUCUCCCCUGCCCUCUAGUUUUGUUUGCUUGCUUUGUGUUGUAGAUGAGCUUUUGUUUUGCUUUGCUUCCAUUUUUAUUUGAAGCUAGGUCCUUUUUAAAGAUUUAUUUUUAGUUAUGCUAUAGUAAAAGGCACUGUAUUGCUGGGCUAGAUAGUUGGCUCAGUGGUUAGGAGCACUUGUUCUUGUAAAGAACCUGGGUUCUACUCCCAUACCCACGUGGAGGCUCACAACCAUCUCUAACUCUAGGUCCAGGGGAUACAAUUCCCUUUUCUGACCUCCAAAGAACAUAGGGCACAUACAUAGUGCACAGGCAUAUAUGUAAAAUUAUAUAAUUGUUAAUGCAGUGUAUUAUAAUUGAGUUUACUAAGCUUAUAAGUGUAAUUUUUAGGUGUUGGGGAUUUAGCUCAGUGGUAGAGCGCUUGCCUAGGAAGCGCAAGGCCCUGGGUUCGGUCCCCAGCUCCGAAAAAAAGAACCAAAAAAAAAAAAGUGUAAUUUUUAGAGUUUUUAAAAAUAAUUUUAAAAGUUUAUUUACUUUUAUGUAUCUGGGUGUUUUGCAUGCAAAAAAUAUCUGCAUAUAUGUAUGCUGUAUCUGUGGAGGCCAGAGAGGGUAUUACGUCUCCUAGAACUAGAUUUGUAGAAGAUUGUAAGCCACCAUGUAGGUGCUAGGAAAUGAACCUUGGACCUCUGGAAGAGCUGUCAACCAAGAUUUUCAACUACGGAGCUGUCUCUCCAGCCUCUGAUUUAAAAAAAAAAAAAGAAAGAAAGAAAGAAAUUAAUUAAGCUAACUUUUACUGAGGCUUAUAUUGUGACACACAAAUGCAUUUCAACAGCAAAGGAAAGAGAAAUUAUUCCAAGACUUAAGCUCCUAUAACUACCCUAAAACAAAUUACUCUUCACGGUUUUGUUUUAUUUUUUUCCUGAUAAAUCUAUGCAAGUUUUCAAUAUUAAAACCUUAAUUCGGGGCUGGGGAUUUAGCUCAGUGGUAGAGCGCUUACCUAGGAAGCACAAGGCCCUGGGUUCGGUCCCCAGCUCCGAAAAAAAAGAACCAAAAAAAAAAAAAAAAAAAAAAAAAAAACCCUUAAUUCGGAGUUGGGGAUUUAGCUCAGUGGUAGAGCGCUUGCCUAGCACGCGCAAGGCCCUGGGUUCGAUCCUCAGCUCAAAAAAAAAAAAAAAAAAAACCUUAAUUCUAGGGGGUGGAGGGAUCAAAUCUCAAGCCAACAAAAUGUCAUCAGAUCUCCUGGAUUACCAUUCAAGAAUAAAAUCCACCAUAAGCAUUGUUCCUGGAAAUAGGGCAAAGUGACUCAUUAGGAGCUAUGCUCAUUACAGAAUCAGACUGGUACAGCUGAUUGACAGCUUCCUCAAUGAAACAUUCGAUCAACAGUGUGCUUAACAGUCAAACUAUCCUAACCACUCCACUUCAUAGCAAGUAGAUUCUGAGUUCGGAACACUCCGUGUUUGAUUCAUAGCUAGAACAAGAUAUUCAUCAAUUCAGAAUGACUAUGAGGACGACAGUAAGAAAAGUCAAUCAAGUUCGCUCUUUUCUCAAUUGCUUAAAUCCCAGAGUAUUUGCAAAUAAUGCUAACAAGGUGCCAACUCUUGAAGCCUAGAUUUCUAGUCCAUUCCGGUUAAAUAUUUUCAGAAUAUUGCAUAGUUUCAUCUGUUCAUAUAUUUUGCCACCUGGUUAUCUGAGGAAGUUGGGUAGUCCAUUCAUUUGAUCCUGUAAAUGACAUGGUAAAGGAAAACCAGGAACAGGUGAAAUCAGAGGAGAUCACGUAUGUCUUCGGAUUGUAGAACGUGUAAGUCACAAAAUGGAAAAGCCACUGUUCUCCUUUGAACCCAUGCUUUUACAGUGGAAAUCAGUGCAGUGACUACUAAAAGUGAAUGUUAGGGUGAUGACUUAGCCUGCUUUGACUUGAGUGGUAAAUCCUUUUGUGCUGUUCUUAGCAAGCAGGAUGUAAUACUCCAGUAGAAUAUAGUUCCUGAAAAGCCUAUAGCCUCCAUAGAGUUCUCUCAGUCUAAGUCUCCAGGACUCCUCCUGCCAUUCCCACAGGAGGCUCAAUUCUUUUUCAUUUUUUUUUCUUUUCUUUUUUUCGGAGCUGGGGAUACAGGGCCUUGCGCUUGCUAGGCAAGCGCUCUACCACUGAGCUAAAUCCCCAACCCCUCUUUUUCAUUUUUGAGACAUCCCCAUGCCCCUAAAAGAAAAUUUAGCCAAGGGACCAGGCCUGAGUGGGGACCUGGGGUAUAAGAUUAGUACAUAAACCCACAAUGCAACAAUAUAUUGCCUUAAAUUGAGAUGGUUUGGGGUUUUGUUUUUUGUUGGGGGGGUUGGGGGUUCUCUGUUUUGGUUUGGGUUUGUUGUGAAGAGCAAACACCAUGGUGAGGGAUGAAGACAAUAAGACAACAAAGGUAAGACAGUUACUGAGACAGCAGUACACAAAGAAGCAACCAUUUUCUUUUUCCUUUUCUAUUUAUCUUUUUUGGUUUCUGUAAACAGUGUUUCUCUUUACAGUCUAGGCUGUCCUAGAACUCCUUCUGUAAUCCAGGCUGGCUUCAGAGAUUUGUCUGCCCCUGCCUCCCCAGUGCUCCCCACCACCACCCCUUUAGCAAUCAUUUUUAUGAGAAGUUAACUGGUGGGGGGGGGGCCUAGAUUGCCAUUGCAAAACACACCUGUGUGGAUUAGAAAUUUAUUUUUAAUAACAUUAAUAGAGAAUGUGUUCUAGAAACUGUAGGUAACUGGGUAUAAAGUUCUGAAGACAGUUUAAUAGAACAGUCCCAGUUGGGUAACCCUGCCAACCUUCAGUGAGGACGAAAGCCUUGUCUGUGGGGAAUUUUGGAUGAUGUUUGCAGAAAUAUACUAUGUAUAAACAGUCAGCAUUUUCACAAAUACUAUAAAGUUUCAUAUAAUGGUUUUCUGCAUGAAUCUUCGUUUCACUGCAGGAGUGGCUUAGAAUACCCAAACAGAAGAGAGCUUGCAUUCAAGAUACCUAACUCCUUCGUAAAGAUAAUUCAUACAAUUCAAAAUAAUUACACCAUCAUUAACACCAGGUGUUGGGGUCCUCGUGAUCUGUAGUUCUUUCCUCAAGCACAAACCUUGACCCAGAUGUGGCCCAGUGACUGCAGGCACGAGACCAAGCCCAAGAGGAAUGUUCUCUGGAACAAAACAAAGCCAAGUGGACAGAGAAAUACCAAAGGAAGAACUCAGAUAAGAGGAAAGGAUAUUUAUUUGCCGGGAAGUGUGGAAGGAAGAAUUCAAAUAAGGGGUCAAAGAUACUGUUUGCUCAAGCUCUGCUUACAAUGCUGCUCUGGUAGCCAGGUAAACAAUACAUAAGCAUCAGAAAAAUAAAAACUAUUCAUUCUUGAAAUGAA